Camellia sinensis is the source of this 405-nucleotide messenger RNA. The record is from RefSeq and is a predicted model, not a curated record. Lineage: Eukaryota; Viridiplantae; Streptophyta; Magnoliopsida; Ericales; Theaceae.
AUGAAGGAUUUGGGCCUAUUGCAGUAUUUUCUUGGCAAUGAGGUAACUUCUUCUCCCAAUGGCUACUUUCUGUCUCAGGCCAAGUAUGCCAACGAGAUUAUUCAUCGUGCCGAUCCUACUUUAUAUCGAGAGCUUGUAGUUUGCUUAGUCUAUCUGAUGGUUACUCGCCCUGAUCUUGCCUAUGUUGUCCAUGUGGUUAGUCAAUUUGUUUCUGCUCCUCGUUCUACACAGUGGGCUGCUUUAAUUCAGAUUCUUCGCUAUCUUCGUGGUACUACCUUUCAAGGCUUGCUCUUAUCUUCUACUUCUUCCUUGGACUUGGUGACCUAUGCUAUACUGAUUGGGCUGGUGAUGUUAAUGAUCGCAAGUCCACUUCUGGUUUCUCUAUGUUUCUUGGCAAUUCCCUGA